AUCGCUCACUUCGAGCAUAAGCUGUUUUCCGCUGCUUCCUCCCCUAUACAUUCCCACUUUCCUUCUAUAGCUCUUCAGUUUAUGUUCCAAUUCAGAAAUUUUGACCCAAGACCGGCGAUUGCGAAGGCUCCUUUUAUCUCCAUCAGAAAGCUCCUCUAAAAAAUUCGAUCGGGAAGUUGAGGAUGGGGAGAGGAAAGAUCGUGAUCAGAAGGAUCGACAACUCCACCAGUAGGCAAGUGACGUUUUCGAAGAGGAGGAACGGAUUGCUGAAGAAGGCAAAGGAGCUGGCGAUCCUUUGCGACGCUGAAGUCGGAGUCAUCAUCUUCUCGAGCACCGGCAAGCUUUAUGACUUCGCCAGCACCAGCAUGAAGUCAAUAAUAGAGCGGUACAACAAGUCAAAAGAGGAGCAUCAUCAAUUGGCAAAUCCAAUUUCUGAGGUCAAGUUUUGGCAAAGGGAGGCUGCAAUGCUGAGGCAACAACUGCAGAACCUGCAAGAGAAACAUCGGCAAAUGAUGGGAGAAGAACUUAAUGGUAUGAGUGUAAAAGAAUUGCAAAAUCUGGAGAACCAACUGGAAAUGAGUCUCAGAGGUGUACGUAUGCGAAAGGAUCAAGUCUUGAUUGAUGAAAUUCAAGAAUUAAACCGAAAGGGAAACCUCAUUCACCAAGAAAAUGUAGAACUGUGUAAGAAGGUAAACAUAAUUCGUCAAGAAAACAUGGAACUGUAUAAGAAGGUGUAUGGAACAAGUGAAUUAAGUGGAGCAGAGAGAAAUAUUCUUCCUUCAAAUACAUCAAGCCUUGGAGAAGACUCUCAAGUACCUGUCCACCUCCAGCUCUGCCAGCCACAUCAAGAAAACUGACACACCAACAAGAGCUAAAAAAUUGGGGUAAUUUCCUACGUGGAAAAAUUAUCAUGUACAAAAAAUACUGGGAAUAAUUCUCUGGGAUUUUGAUUCCAACUUGUUGGGAAAAUGCAGCAGACUACAACUGCAAUAGGAAAGGAGACGAUUCGACUUUGGAUGGAUGUACUUGAUUAAUUACCAACUGCAGAUCCCAUUGUUACAAAGGUAAUGCUUCUAUUAGUGAGAAAUGGUAUAUGGACCGCAGACCAUUUUGCAGGAA
Messenger RNA from Diospyros lotus (date-plum), 1119 nucleotides. Its product is annotated as MADS-box transcription factor 23-like. Gene Ontology annotation, biological process: positive regulation of transcription by RNA polymerase II. Gene Ontology annotation, molecular function: protein dimerization activity; RNA polymerase II cis-regulatory region sequence-specific DNA binding; DNA-binding transcription factor activity, RNA polymerase II-specific. Bases 183 to 857 code for a protein of 224 amino acids. The transcript has 8 exons. The record is from RefSeq and is a predicted model, not a curated record. Gene Ontology annotation, cellular component: nucleus. Lineage: Eukaryota; Viridiplantae; Streptophyta; Magnoliopsida; Ericales; Ebenaceae.